UGCAAUGGCCCCCACGAAGAAGUCCAAGUCCUCCAGCGAGUCGAUCAACUCCCGCCUGGCUCUCGUCAUGAAGAGCGGCAAGUCGUCGCUUGGCUACAAGUCGACCCUCAAGAGCCUGCGCUCUGGCAAGUCGAAGCUGGUCAUCAUCUCGGGCAACACUCCCCCUCUGCGCAAGUCGGAGAUCGAGUACUACGCCAUGCUCGCCAAGACCAACGUCCACCACUUCAACGGCAACAACAUCGACCUGGGCACUGCCUGCGGUAAGUACUUCCGCGUCGGCACCCUGUCGAUUACCGAUGCUGGUGACUCGGAUAUCCUCAAGACCGAGGCCUAAACGGACGUGAAAAACACAGGAUCAAGGCGCGUCCGGUUUCUUUAAUGGCACUUUUCAGCCCUGUCAUCGCCCUCUUUCGCUCUCCUCCCGGCGCUCUGUGCCGGGGUAGGGGGGAGGGGGAGGAAGCGGGCCGCCUUCGUUUUAAAUUUUUCAUAUCUUUACUGUAGUUUGUCUUUCUCUUUGUUUCUUGAUCCCAAGGACACUAAAUGAAAAGGAAGCGCAGGCUAUGGCUCAGC
Molecule: messenger RNA, 570 nt
Organism: Linderina pennispora
Lineage: Eukaryota; Fungi; Kickxellomycota; Kickxellomycetes; Kickxellales; Kickxellaceae
Product: L30e-like protein
Exons: 3
Coding region: 5-334 (109 amino acids)
Cellular component (GO): cytosolic large ribosomal subunit
Molecular function (GO): RNA binding; structural constituent of ribosome
Source: RefSeq, a predicted model, not a curated record